Trematomus bernacchii (emerald rockcod) is the source of this 1646-nucleotide messenger RNA. RefSeq names its product 5-hydroxytryptamine receptor 3E-like. Gene Ontology annotation, cellular component: membrane; neuron projection; synapse. The transcript is spliced from 9 exons. The coding region runs from base 17 to 1195 and encodes 392 amino acids. NCBI's taxonomy places the organism in Eukaryota, Metazoa, Chordata, Actinopteri, Perciformes, Nototheniidae. The record is from RefSeq and is a predicted model, not a curated record. Gene Ontology annotation, biological process: monoatomic ion transmembrane transport; chemical synaptic transmission; nervous system process. Gene Ontology annotation, molecular function: extracellular ligand-gated monoatomic ion channel activity; neurotransmitter receptor activity; transmembrane signaling receptor activity.
UCAGAGACCGGUACUCAUGAUGCUUUCUGGCUUCCUCUUUCUGCUCCUCCUCAAAGCUUUAGAUGGGAAGUCCAAUGGAAGCUGCAGGCAUCGGGAUGUUUUACGUCACCUGAAUUUAACUGAUAAUGAAGAUGCCAUGACCCAGCCUGGUAUUAAUUCACCCUUAAAGAUAGAGCUGGAUGUACUACUCUAUGCUAUUCUAGAUGUGGACGAAAAGAGACAGCAGUUUGUUUCUUACCUUUGGGUUGAUAUGUCCUGGCAAAAUGAUGACCUUAUUUGGAACCCUGAUGAUUUCUGUGGUAUUGAGAGGAUUUAUCUUCCUACUAAAUUAUUAUGGCAGCCAGAUCUAACAAUUGAAGAGAUGACAGAGAAGGAUAAAACCCUCCCGAGUUGUCAACUCAUGGUUGUGAAUAACGGUACGAUCACGCUUAGGAAUGAUAUGGUGCUGGUCAGUGCCUGUAGGUUGCAUAUUUUUCAAUUUCCCUUCGACGUUCAGAGCUGCACCCUGUCAUUCAAGUCUGUCACACACUUGGAUGAAGAUUUGCAGUUUGUUCCGGAGAAAGAUUCCAUGUGGAACGAUGACUGGUCUCGCAGGAUGAUGCAGGCCCAGAACGAGUGGCUGUUUAUCGACAUGAAACCCAACAGUAAAACUGUUGACAAUUUUGGUUUCAACCAAAGCAUGUUGGUUUACACUAUCAGGAUGAAGAGGCGUUCUGCCCUCUACAUCGCAAACCUCUUAGUGCCCAUCCUGUUCUUCUUCUGUCUGGACUUGGCCUCCUUCCUGAUCUCACACAAAGGGGGCGAGAAGCUCAGCUUCAAGGUCACUGUGCUGCUCGCUGUCACUGUGAUGCAGCUUAUUCUCAACGAGAUUCUACCUGCCUCUUCAAACAGGAUCCCACUUAUAGUGGUCUUCUGCAUUGGAAUCUUUGGUUUAAUGAUGCUCAGCCUCAUGGAGACGAUUUUGGUCAUGCAUCUGGUCGAAAAAGACAAUGAGGCAGAUAAAGACCAAAUCCUGAGUAACGACUUUGGGGACAAACUGGAAAAAGACAGCUUCCAAAACAGUUCUAGAGUCGCUGGCUACUGGACCAGAGUGUCGAAAACCAUCAGCAAAGUUUUCUUUAUUUUCUAUUUAAUAGCUGCCACUGUGUUUUUCCUAUGUCUGUAUUUUCUUUGGAGAAGAGUAGAAAAAUGGUGAAAAUAAUUCUAAAUAACACCUAAUACUGACAGCAAGUAGUGCUGCAGGUCCAUUUGUGCAGAGGCAAAGAUGAGAUUACAAAGUGUUUGCCCUCACAAUGUUGGUGCCAGUAAGUUGUGUCCUACCCUCUCCAAACUUGUCUAUAAUCAAUCACCUAAACAAUAGUUUUCCUGAUUAAGGUAUAUUUGGCCGUUCAGGUAGUAUUUAAUCCUUCAGUGGUGUUACAACUACACACAAAUACAUUUGCAUGUUGUAAUCUAAACAAUGGUUCGCAUCAAACACACAUUGUAUAAUAUUAGUCAAGUACAAGAAAAUGUCACUAAGUAGUACAUGCAUGCCUUUGCUAAAAACAAAGUCCACAAAUACAACUAUUUAUAAAUAUUAAGCUUGCAGGUGCAACAUUGAAAGUUGUCCAACAGAAAUAUAUCUUUACUGUGUACUUUAAUAUAUU